GCUGAGACAUCACAUACUAACUAAGUAGCAUGAUAAUAGCACCGACUAAGUAGUUCAAGAUAAAACUAUGUAACAUAAUUAAGGUUAAGAUUUCAUGCAGCAGUUACGUUGACUAUAUAUACAGGAUAGAUACAGCGCAAAUAGUGCAGCAAGAGAGUUAAACCAAAGAUGGCUGGAACUGGAAAUGUUGGAGUUAUGGAAGAUGAGGAGAAUGCCUACACUGGAACUAGAGUCCGUCCCUUUGCCUCCACACCAAGGGUUGAGCAACGAAAACUUGAGGAUGAGAAGCAGCAAAGUCCCACUACCUUGAAAAUUUUUUCCCUCAAUGAGCUUUUCUCUUUGGAGGUUUGGAGAGCGUCUUUGGCAGAGCUCCUUGGUUCAGCAGUGUUAGUUUUUGCAAUGGACACUAUAGUCAUCUCCUCCUAUGAGACAGAAACAAAAACACCCCACCUCAUAAUGUCAUUUCUUAUUGCUGUCACUAUCACAGUUCUCCUUCUAGCUACGUUUCCCAUUUCCGGUGGCCACAUCAAUCCUGUUAUCAGCCUUGCCGCGGCACUUACCGGCAUUGUAUCCCUCUCACGCGCCGCCAUAUACAUUUUGGCUCAAUGUGUUGGGGGCAUACUAGGGGCGCUAGCAUUACAAGCUGUGGUAAGCACCAAAAUUGAGCAAACAUUUUCACUUGGAGGUUGCACCCUCACAAUUGUUGUACCAAGUGCAAAUGGACCACUUGUGAUCGGCCUCAAGACGAGCCAGGCCCUGUGGCUCGAGAUAAUUUGCACCUUUGUGUUUCUUUUUGCUUCAAUAUGGAUUGCUUUUGACAAACGCCAAGCCAAGCACCUGGGCCGAGUUAUGGUUUGCUCUAUCAUAGGCGCAGUGGUGGGCCUCAUCGUGUUUAUAUCAACAACUGUAACUUCCACUAAGGGCUAUGCAGGUGUUGGGAUGAACCCAGCAAGAUGUUUGGGUCCAGCCCUAAUUAGAGGUGGCCACCUUUGGAGUGGGCACUGGGUUUUUUGGGCCGGGCCUGCUAUUGCUUGUGUAGCAUUUGCCCUCUAUACAAAGCUCAUUCCAAGUCAGCUUUUGCACAACUGA
Messenger RNA from Durio zibethinus, 1089 nucleotides. RefSeq lists its product as uncharacterized. Gene Ontology annotation, biological process: transmembrane transport. Gene Ontology annotation, cellular component: membrane. Lineage: Eukaryota; Viridiplantae; Streptophyta; Magnoliopsida; Malvales; Malvaceae. Gene Ontology annotation, molecular function: channel activity. The record is from RefSeq and is a predicted model, not a curated record.